Chaetomium globosum CBS 148.51 is the source of this 1020-nucleotide messenger RNA. RefSeq lists its product as uncharacterized. NCBI's taxonomy places the organism in Eukaryota, Fungi, Ascomycota, Sordariomycetes, Sordariales, Chaetomiaceae. The coding region runs from base 1 to 1020 and encodes 339 amino acids. The transcript has a single exon. The record is from RefSeq and is a predicted model, not a curated record.
AUGUCUUUCCUACAACCCAGCGUGUCUGCACCACCAUUACCCUCCAGACCGAAGUUCCCGCGCUAUCUCCUCCCCGCCCUCCGCAUUCCCUUCACUCGAUGGCGCAUCCCCGAACCAGCGCUCCAAACCCCAGGCAGCUCAGACCCCCCAUCACCAACCGGAAGCAACACCAGCACAAGCACCAGCAACACUUCAGCCGUGCCCUCCCUCUCCACCUCGCCAACCUCACCCACCACCCCCUCCACCGCCGGCCGCCGCCUCUCCCGCACCCGCCCCGACACCCUCCGCUGCCGCUCCUGCGCCACCGACCUCGCCUUCCACACCCAAAUCGUCAGCAAAUGGUUCCGGGGCCGGCACGGGCGCGCCUACCUGGUCGCCCCACCGCCACCCAUCUUCCCCACGGCGAUCCGCUCGCGCGUCCACGCGCCCGCCAACACCAUCACCCACACGACCAGCAUCCGGCGGCACGUGCCCUUCACGCCCGUGCUGGUGCCGCAGCCACCCCCGCAAACCGCCGCCGCCAAGGUCGCGCUGGCCGGGGACCUCAUCGACGAGCUCGUGUCGGGCGCCAACCUGCUCAACGUCACGCUCGGCCCGGAAGAGGACCGGCCGCUGAUGACGGGCCGCCACGUGGUGGCGGACGCGCGGUGCGCCGUGUGCGGGGCCACGGUCGGGUGGAAGUAUGUCUCGACGGGCCAGCCGUCGCAGGCGUACAAGGUGGGGUGUUUCAUCCUGGAGACGAGGCGGGUGGUGAGCUGUCGCGGGUGGGAGGACGGGGAUGAGUGGGUGCAUGGGCGGGCGGGGUUGUCGCUGGAUGGGCGGCCGCUGGGGGUGGAUGGGAGCGAGGAGGAAGUGAUUCCUGUGGGGUGGGCGGAGGACUGGAAGGGGGAAGGGGAGAAGGAGCAGGACGCGGUUGUGUUUGACUCGGACGAUGAGGACGAGUGUGAGGAUAUGUUUGAGGGGGUGUGGGAUGCCAGGGUUGUGGCGUGCCGACGAAGACGAAAAGCUGGGAACGCCUAA